Exophiala oligosperma is the source of this 243-nucleotide messenger RNA. RefSeq lists its product as uncharacterized. Lineage: Eukaryota; Fungi; Ascomycota; Eurotiomycetes; Chaetothyriales; Herpotrichiellaceae. The record is from RefSeq and is a predicted model, not a curated record. The transcript has a single exon. Bases 1 to 243 code for a protein of 80 amino acids.
AUGAGGGCCCCUGUGGUUUGGACGAUACUCAAGCCAACUGCGCCUGCGCCAUCAACCGAACGUGGUGUUUUGCAGACUGUGGAUGUCACCCGACAACGUGCAAACGCAUGUUUCAAGGCUGCCAGUGUCUGUCACGCUGUGAUGGGCGCCGUCCGCGCCGACAGAUUUCUUUUGACUGCAUCCCAGGUCGUUGCGGAUGUGCUACAUGCGGCAAAGAUCCAAGCCCGAAGCUUCCACGCUUGA